Molecule: messenger RNA, 546 nt
Organism: Clunio marinus
Lineage: Eukaryota; Metazoa; Arthropoda; Insecta; Diptera; Chironomidae
Source: the annotation of a GenBank genome assembly
AUGAAGCUGAGGUUUCGUUUACAUACACUUAUAUGCAGAAUGAAAAUAUUAAUUAUAUUUUGGUUCAUAACAUUUUAUGUUGUGCAAUCAAUUGGGAUGAUUAAAGAUGUUUCGCCUAAUCAAAAUCAUUCGAAAAUAGCAAAGUACAUAAGUUUUCUUAUUGAUGAGAAUAACAAGAGGGACCCAAGCCAACGUCAUGACGUGUUUUUAUUUCAUUUGAACAGUAAUAAAAGUCGUAGGACGGAGUCGAGUCAAUAUGAAAUAAUUUAUAAUGAAAUAAUGAAAGAAAAUCCUUUCAAUCCAAUUCUUACUCACGAUUCACAAAAACGAUUAUUUCGUGAAGAAAUUUUUGAGGCAUCAAUUGUUAUUAUCGUGUUUAGUGAUAAAUAUUUGGCUAAUUUCAAAGGUGCUAAUUUCAUAGCAAUUUAUGGAUCUGAACAAAUGAAAUUUUUUACAUGGAAUCCAUUUUUCAACACGGGAAGGUUGUCAGAAAUUCACAAAAAUUUAUUUUAUAAUUUCGAUGAAAUUAUUUUCCGGACAAAUUAA